Messenger RNA from Bradysia coprophila, 844 nucleotides. RefSeq names its product eukaryotic translation initiation factor 4E binding protein thor (gene Thor). The record is from RefSeq and is a predicted model, not a curated record. Gene Ontology annotation, biological process: negative regulation of translational initiation. NCBI's taxonomy places the organism in Eukaryota, Metazoa, Arthropoda, Insecta, Diptera, Sciaridae. Gene Ontology annotation, cellular component: cytoplasm. Gene Ontology annotation, molecular function: eukaryotic initiation factor 4E binding.
AUUCAAUGAACGUUUAGUUUGUGUUCGACAAUCGCACAGUACGGAAGUAAAUUGUUCUCUUCAUUGAGUGAAUAAAUAAAGCGAAUUUUAAUUAAAGCAAAAAAUUUAUAAUCAAAAAACCGGAUUCAUAUUUCAAUAAACACUCAGCGGCAUUUAAGAAUUAGUUUUUUGAGCAGAGAAAAAAAAUAUUUUUUUUCUUUCUUUUGGUGUUUAACUUGUGUUUUAACAUUUUGCCGGCGUAUAACUAUUUUUUGCGACUAAUUUAAAUAAAAAAUAUUUUGGAAAUCGAAAAUGUCAGCAUCACCGAUUGCCCGCCAAGCAUGCUCGCAUGCACAGACGAUACCAUCGAAACGUGUUCUUGUAACAGAUGCCAGCCAGUUGCCCGAACUAUAUUCGUCGACGCCUGGUGGAACUUUGUAUUCAACCACUCCAGGAGGAACCCGAAUCAUUUACGAGCGUGCAUUCCUCAUGAAUUUGAAAAAUUCUCCACUCAGCCGAACACCUCCCAGUAACGUACCCAGUGGUCUGCUACGAGGUCAUCCCAACGUACCAAUAUCCAUAAAACAAUCGCUACCAUCGAGACAGGCACCGAAGCCGAAAAUUGAUGAUCCUCAGGAGCAAUUCGAAAUAGAUCUUUAAGUAGAAUUAAGGGAUUCGUUUAGCUUUUAAGGACAAUUUUGUUGUUAAGUUUACUAUUAAGUUUAUUAUAAAGUUUCAUUUUUUGUUAAUGAAAGAUUCAUGCACAUAAAUUGACAAUUUCGGAAUUGUUAUUUUUUUGUAAUUAAGGAUGAAGAAAACAAAUUUUCAAUUAUAAAAUUAAUAAAAUAAGACUUCAGCCCUAUGU